AAUUUUCAAUUUCAGCUGCAGGUUUAAGCUUGACAGAAUUUUUUUUAAGCGAAAAUACCGAAAACCGAUUCUUGCAUAUCCAGAAAUAUCCAUGUUUAUAUUGAAACAUCCAUACAUUUUAAAUACGCAUUUGAUAUUAAAAAUGUUUAUUUUUUAAAGCUGUGAUUGAAAAAUAUGCUCGUUGGCACAUACUAGUUUUGUUAAAAGUUCUAACAUCAACAAUUUUUUGGUCAUUUGUUUGAUCUAAUACUCCAUUUCACUAAUCGCCGUAUGAUGUGACGUUUCAGUUCCUUCAAAUCAGCUCCAAGUCGACAAAAAAAUGGGCAGCAGUGAAGAUGAGCACUUCAAUAUAUCUCCUGCUUCUCUGCGAAGCAAAGAGAAGAAAAUGCAUCGAAAACCUAAGAAGUCAAGAAGCAGUAGAAAGCAAAUGAAGGAUAAAGGAUAUUCUAAAGGUAAGCAUUUGCGUGAUGCAAAAUGCUCUUCAAACAACAAAACCCCUGUUGAAUACAGUGAUGUCAGCUCUGAGGCAUUCAGCGAACCUGAACAAGGUGAAAUUACUGAUGACAGUCAAGUAAGUCUGAGUGAAGGAGAAGUCAGUCCUGUAAGACAUAGAUCAAUGUUUGGCAGUCAAGUGCGAAGCAGAGAUCUCAACAAUGCUGGGGAAUAUGCUUCACAGACUUUUAGCAAAGACCACCAAGCAUCGGAAGAACCAGAACAAAAGUCAGCCAAGAAAAAUAGGAAAGAGCGUAAAGAUAAGAAACACAAGAAAGAAAAACGUCGACGAAGAUCACGUACUCCUUCUCGUUCGCCCUCACGUUCUCCAUCAUUGAGUCGCAAACGGAAAAAGAAACAUCGACAUCGCUCGCCUCCUUCCAAAUCUUCGUUUCCUGAAGGAAGUCCUGUGAGUUCAGAAGAAGAUCUAGUAGUCGUACCCAAAAGGGAAACUUCCCACGGAAACGCACGUUAUGUAUCUAGCCGUAGUGCCAGCAGUCGAGAGGAUCAUAUGCAUCAGGAUUCGCGUAUUCAGCACUUUGAAACCUCGGGUGAAUAUCGGAAUCGCAAAUCCUCAAUAAUUGAACCUCCUGCUGUUCGUGCUGUACGUGAACCAUCUUCAUCCGAAGAUUCCCCAGCAUGUUUUCGUUCAUCCGUGUCUCCUCCUCCACCCUCAAGACCACGUGAGCCGCCAACUAAAGAAGUUUCAUCAGACACGUUAACCUCGAAAAAACCAACUCUGGCCGAUCGUCAACGGUCUCGCACUCGUUCUCCGCACACUCCGGAAAAAGUUUCCCCUUUCAGAUUUGACGGAGUCGGUGAAUUAUCUCCUCAUACACCUCCACUUCCUCCCAAAGCUUACGAAAAAUUCAAACUUUCAAAAGAACCUAUCAACAAAAGUCCAGUAAGAGUCCGAACGCCUCCUUAUCCACAUCCUGAGACCAACCGAAAACGCCGAAAAUCUAGAAGCCGUUCCCGUAGUCGUGAAAGAGAGACGAAUCGUAAGCGUAGGGGCCGCAGUAGAAGUCGUAGUCCCAGUCGCAAUAAGAAAAUUGGGCCUCGUUCGCCUUCCUCUGCAGUGGGGCGUAUUCCUCGCCGCUCAAAGUCACGUAGCUGGUCUCCGAAGCGGCAACCUAACCGAUCUCGUGAUCGCCCCUACAAGAUCAGCCGUAGUCGUAGCCCACCACCUAUCCGAAGCAGUGAACAACGUCGCCCGCCUGUCCCGGUCGUUUCACCUGCUCAAGUGUCUUCUGCAAUUCCCAAAACUCUUGCUUCGAAUCGUGCAAACAUGAUUGAUACCAGCUUGUUCGCUGAAAUGGUUAAAACCAAAUCAAAGAAGAUGCAGGAACAAGAUAAACAACCGAGACAACGAUUUGAGUUGAAAAGUGAAUCGGACGGCGUUAUGCAUUCUUUAUUGGAUAUCCCCAUUCCAGUAGAGUCGACGACGCCUCCUCACCCUUCACCAGCUGUAUCAGUUGGUGGUUUCAUUCCUGUUUCUACUUCCAUUUCGGACGUUAAAGGCCAUCAGCAUUCACUGAAUAAAAUUGAGUUGCCGCCUUCUCCUUCCAGUCAAACCUCGUUUGUAAAAAGUCCACCCCGGAAGAACAAGAGCCUCGUCAAGGAUUUGCCGAUGCCGUCUGUUGUUUCAGGAGCCGAAGAAUUGAGCCCGGACGAAGAUAUGAGUGGAAUGACACCUCCUUCCAAUCCGGAUGGUAGUGCUAGCACGAUCAAGGGCCCACGACCAAAAUCUCUUCGCCCAGUCAUCUAUGGCAAAAAGCUAUUGGAAAGUAUGACCGCCAAGGAUUGGGGUGUCCGAUGUGUGGACACUUUUGAAAUGGUGGCUCAAAUCGGUGAAGGAACAUACGGUCAAGUGUACAAAGCUAAGGACAAAGCCACUACCGAAAUGGUGGCUUUGAAGAAAGUACGUCUUGAAAAUGAAAAAGAAGGCUUCCCAAUCACAGCUGUACGUGAAAUCAAGAUCUUGCGACAACUCAAUCAUCGUAAUAUUGUUAAUUUGAAAGAAAUAGUCACUGACAAGCAGGACGCGUUGGACUUCCGCAAAGACAAAGGCUCAUUUUAUUUGGUGUUCGAGUACAUGGACCACGAUUUGAUGGGCCUGCUGGAGUCAGGACUAGUUGACUUUAACGAGCAAAACAACGCUUCUAUUAUGAAACAAUUAUUGGACGGACUGAACUACUGUCACAAAAAAAACUUCCUUCACCGUGAUAUCAAGUGUAGCAACAUUUUAAUGAAUAAUCGGGGGCAAGUGAAACUCGCCGAUUUCGGAUUGGCCCGCCUCUACAAUGCUGAAGACAAACAACGCCCUUACACAAACAAAGUGAUUACGCUUUGGUAUCGACCUCCUGAAUUGCUCCUUGGUGAAGAGCGGUACGGCCCGGCUAUAGAUGUGUGGUCUUGUGGUUGUAUUUUGGGGGAACUUUUCCUGAAAAAGCCUGUCUUUCAAGCAAAUGUGGAAAUGAUGCAGCUUGAGCUCAUUUCUCGUUUAUGCGGUACGCCUUGCCCUGCCGUUUGGCCGUCAGUCGUCAAGCUUCCUCAAUGGCAUACGCUUCGUCCCAAAAAGACCUACCGAAGGAGAGUUCGGGACGAAUUUGCUUUUAUGCCACCCGCGGCUUUGGAUCUACUCGACAAAAUGCUUGAGCUUGACCCAGACAAAAGAAUUACUGCUGACGAAGGAUUGAAAUCUCCAUGGCUGAAAGCUGUGGCUCCUGAGAAUUUCCCACCUCCUAUUUUACCAACUUGGCAAGAUUGUCACGAGUUGUGGAGCAAGAAACGACGCCGUCAAAUGAGGGAGCAGCAGGAACAGCAGCAACGACAUCAAGCUGCAUUGCAUGCACCUGGGAAUGGUCGUGUAGCAGAAGAAACCGCCGAGUCUAACUCGACAGGAGGCUCCUCUCGGAAUCUUAAGUUGGAGGCUGGUGGAUUUAGCGUCUCCCCGAAUGCAGCUUAUCGACAGCAGCAGUCACGUUCAGCUGAAAAUUCGAAUACACCUCCUAUUCCUAACAGAGGUUCUGGAAAUAAUGCUGGAGGAAACGCUUCAUUGUCUUUGUUGCAACAGUUGACGUCUAUAAAGAAAUUGCUCACGAGCCAACAAACGGUUCGUGUGGAUCAAAUUACAACUCUGAUGAGUGAAAAGGUUGAUGCUGAAUCAUCUCAACUGGUUCAGAAUCUAAAUACGCAACUGAUAAUGGCAGCCACUGCCUCCAAGAACUCACAGCUUAAUGCCAAAACGGCAAAUUCAUCAUCGUCUAGCCUUGAUCCACAUGAAGCCAUUUUUCUUCCAGGAGGGCGCUCUUGGUCUGACGGUUCAGAUUCCGCAGCCGUGGAUUCCUCCAGUCAACUUGUAGGAGGAAGCCUGGCUACGGAAGGAGUCCGGACUGCACUGGCUCAACUGUUAAAUCUUCAUGGAAUGCAUGUCAAUGGUCUUGAACCUUUCGUCGGUCAUCCGUCAGCACACGAUUCCGGCGAUCCACCAUGAAGCUGCGGACUACUGAAAUAAAGCGAGACCAUUGCUCCUUGGCUGAAAAUGGUAAGUAGGAAUAGAACGUGAAAACUUUCCGAUGCGACGUGAACAAAUUUUGAUUGGGUUUACAUUUUUGUAUAUGUAAACAAAAAAUUGUUAUAAGCGUGAUAUAAAUAUGAUAAACUUUU
This is a messenger RNA of Daphnia pulicaria, 4161 nucleotides long. It is a transcript of the gene Cdk12, whose product is annotated as cyclin-dependent kinase 12-like. Bases 320 to 3988 code for a protein of 1222 amino acids. The record is from RefSeq and is a predicted model, not a curated record. Gene Ontology annotation, molecular function: RNA polymerase II CTD heptapeptide repeat kinase activity; cyclin-dependent protein serine/threonine kinase activity; cyclin binding. The transcript is spliced from 7 exons. Lineage: Eukaryota; Metazoa; Arthropoda; Branchiopoda; Diplostraca; Daphniidae. Gene Ontology annotation, biological process: positive regulation of transcription elongation by RNA polymerase II; protein phosphorylation; transcription elongation by RNA polymerase II. Gene Ontology annotation, cellular component: nucleus; cyclin/CDK positive transcription elongation factor complex.